AUGUCCUUUAGACAGAUUUUGACAGAGGUCCACGCUGAGGCAAUGGCCAGCAUAAGGGCCCAUGAGAUCAUACCCGGAUGUGCCGAAGGUGACCUUGUCGCAAGUAAAGUCGCCCUUAGCUUCUGGGGAGGCGUGAGAACCCUGGAUGGUAUUGUGAUCGAUAGUCAUCACCCGCUCGUCGGAAAGUCGAUUGCAGGAAAGAUACUCGCGAUACCCAGUGGCCGUGGCUCAUGCACGGGAAGCGGUGUCAUUCUUGAGCUGCUGCUGAAUGGAAGCGCUCCAUGUGCCCUGAUAUUCGGGCGUGAGGAGAUGAUCCUGACAAUCGGAGUCCUGGUCGCCCAAGAGAUGUUUCAGAAGAGCAUUCCCAUCUUGCAAGUAUCGAUGUCAUCAUUUGACACGCUCAUAAAACUUGAUCGCCUUCGAAUAGCCAAUGGCCAGAUUCAGUGGGGAGAUUCCCAUUCUACGGAAGCGUUCAGCCAGCCAGCCACUCUGUACCCAUCUCUGCGGCAAUCCAACUUCAACACAGUCCAUUUAACUCCAUACGAUGGUGAGCUGCUCGAAGGCGUGUAUGGAGAGGCUGCUCAAGUGGCGAUGCGGGUCAUUAUACGUAUUGCCCAGAUUCAUCGCGUGACAGAGCUGAUAGAUGUGAAGCAGGCGCACAUCGACUGCUGCAUUUACACAGGCCCAGCAACACUGAAAUUCGCUCAAAAAUUGUGCGACAUGGGAGCAAAAGUUCGCAUUCCUACCUCUCUGAACUCAAUCUCCAUUGACAGGCGGCUGUGGCGUUCACAAGGAGUUGAUCCUGACAUUGGGGAGCCUUCAGAACAACUCUCAGAGGCUUAUUUGAGAAUGGGAGCACAGCCAACAUUCACAUGUGCACCCUACCUUCUGGAUACUGCGCCAAAAGCAGGCGAGAAUAUCAUGUGGGCCGAGUCCAACGCCGUGGUCUUUGCCAAUAGUGUGCUUGGCGCAAGGACGAUCAAAUGCCCUGAUUAUCUGGACGUGUGCGUUUCUCUGACCGGGCGAGCACUCAACACUGGCUGCCAUCUUACGGAGAAUCGAAAAGCUCGUGUGGAAGUCCAUUUAGAAACUGUGCAUGAUACCGAUGAUACGCUUUUUGCGCUCCUCGGAUACCUUGCCGGCGACAUUGCUGCUGAUUCAGUGCCCAUUAUUACCGGUAUGGAAAAGAUGGAGGUUACCAUGGAUGAUCUAAAGGCGUUUGGUGCAGCAUUUGCCACUACAUCCAGUGCCCCAAUGUUUCACAUUGCGGGAAUUACCAUUGAGGCUCGUAGCCUCUCCGAUAUUGCAUCUCAUCUGAAGGAUUUGUUGAAGGUGACAAUUACACUUCCUGAGCUAGGGAGGCAAUGGCUUCGAUUCAGUCCCUGUGAAGGAGAUGAGACUUCUACAGCUAUUGACCUUGUAUCACUUGGAAACCCCCAUUUUUCAUUUGAUGAAAUUGUGAAGCUGGUAAGGCUUUGUGCAGGUCGCAAGAAGAACCAAAGCACAACCUUGGUGGUGACGUGUAACCGCGACACAUAUUCAAAGGCUACUAAAGAAGGCCACAUUGUAACCUUGAAUGACUUUGGCGUUCAAAUUUUGACUGAUACCUGCUGGUGCAUGGUUCAAGAACCAGUCAUCCCACCACAUACACGAACGAUCGUAACCAACUCGGCCAAAUACGCCCACUACGGAAAAGGACUGACCGGUCGGAAAGUUUGGCUCAGAAGCCUCACACAAUGUGUAGAUGCUGCUUGUUCAGGAUCUGUACAUAACUCUUUACCUGCCUGGCUUGGCGGCACAAGCCCUCCAUAG
This is a messenger RNA of Penicillium maclennaniae, 1812 nucleotides long. RefSeq names its product Aconitase/3-isopropylmalate dehydratase large subunit alpha/beta/alpha subdomain 1/3. The coding region runs from base 1 to 1812 and encodes 603 amino acids. NCBI's taxonomy places the organism in Eukaryota, Fungi, Ascomycota, Eurotiomycetes, Eurotiales, Aspergillaceae. The record is from RefSeq and is a predicted model, not a curated record. The transcript has 2 exons.